Spizellomyces punctatus DAOM BR117 is the source of this 2661-nucleotide messenger RNA. RefSeq lists its product as uncharacterized. Bases 367 to 2661 code for a protein of 764 amino acids. Gene Ontology annotation, molecular function: protein binding. The transcript is spliced from 26 exons. Gene Ontology annotation, biological process: meiotic cell cycle; regulation of synaptonemal complex assembly. The record is from RefSeq and is a predicted model, not a curated record. Lineage: Eukaryota; Fungi; Chytridiomycota; Chytridiomycetes; Spizellomycetales; Spizellomycetaceae.
CAUAAUAGCGGAGUUGUUCCUUCUCACACUUGUGAUAGCCCUUACAAAACUGGCAAAUCUUGCGCUAAAAGCUGGGCGAAGUUGGUUCGGUAAAAUGACAGUGGUCAUACCUCCCCGUGUUCUUGCUAUAUAUUCUUUAUGCUAGAUUCUGGCGAUUAUAACAAAGCAAGGGAGCUCUACGAACAGUGUGGCAAGUAUUCUGGACAGUGCGCUAUUGAGGUUGCAGAAGCAAAAAGGCUGGCAGUCCUUACUGCAGCUUAUAAAGGAGAACUUGUGCGUAUGUACCCUGAUCAAAUGACGUGAUUGGCUCUUUGAUGGCCCGGACAAUUUCAGGAAUUUGUCGCCUCGGAGUCUGCCGUAGCAUUCAUGCUCAUGCAUAAUGUUACGAAUACGGAAGCCAAGGCGUACCUUGGUACUGGGGAGCUAGAAGAAGUUGCGCAAAUCUGUCUGAACUGUGCACGCAGGGCCACAAAAUCUGCUGAUGCAGUACAAUGGUGCAGAACUGGGAUAGACUUGUUAGAUGAAUCUAAAAAUCAAACGUCGGCAAAUGGAUGCGCGCUCAAGACAGAGAUCCUCCUCUUUUUGGCUGCAUCGUACAUGGACAUGAACGCAUUAGAGGCGGCUGAACAGUCUGCCGAUCUGAUUCUACAAGCAUCCCCUAGUACGCUUCUUGGAUAUCACCUGAAGAUUAAAUGUCUUACCCUGAAAAAUCCUCCGCAGCAACUUGCAAUGGAUAAAGUAUACAAAUUGGCAGUCGAACACUGUGCUAGUACCGUAAAGGACCCGGAGCAGUUCAAACUGUUUCUGGGAAUGCUUCAUAUCAUGGCAAGGCACACAAGCCCAACUGUGGCCGCGGCGGCUGUUGACGUACUCCUGCACAGGCUUGAAGAAUCAGCAGUCUCGUUGGAGGACCGUCAGGUGGAGAGGUUGCGUAUCCUUAAGAUGUACCUGUUAAUGACUGCAACCAAUGUGGACGAUGAGGUCACCGCGCAAGUAGAAAAUCUGAUAGACAAAGUUGUGGAUACAGACACGAAUGUUCCAUUAGCAAAAACUUAUCGAUUGAUUUUAUGGCAAGCGGCGGAUAGGGCCGCUCAGGAAGGUCAUUGGGCGGAUGCCAUUAAGUGGUUCAAAUGCAGCACCCGACUUCUACUUGAUGACCCAAUGGACUCACGCAAUACUGCUCUCGUGCAUCGAAAACUUUCUAUAUGCUACCUAGAGCUUGGACAGCACAGUCAAGCUUACGAUUGCUGUCUACAAGCCGCCGCUAAGGAGAAUUCACCCACCAACGACUUUCUCAGUUACAUCAUAUUGCUGGAGCAAUCCAAUCAAGAGCGAGCACUAGAUCACCUUAAGAGCAUACCUUGUGGGAAGGAUACAUUUCAAUACUUUGUCAGUGCCGCACAAGCGGCGUUCAAGAAAGGCAACAAGCAAGUUAUUCAAGAAGUCUUGAAGCACAUCGUCCUCUCGCCAAUGGACUGGACUGCCAAUGACAACGGAGCAAAUUUGCUGACCGUCUUACGGUGCCUAAUACGGUUGACAAAGGCACAAGUCCGCUCAGGGGAUGAGGCAGCAAUCUUCGCUGACCUGGUAAUUUUCAUCAAGAAAGGUUGGGAACCAAAAAUCAGUGCCAUCUGCCGCCCCGUCUACACUUCUAAAUAUUGUUGUCCCCAAGCUUAUUGUCUGCUGGAAGGCUGGAAAGCCUCGAGUUCACUAUCAGCGGAAGCAUACGCUGCAGAGGUGGACUGGCUAUGCCGUGUCGCUUGGAAUUGCGCUCUCUCCAGCGCAGUGGCAAACCAAAUUGAGCUAGCUUGUGAAUUGUACCAUCUGACGGCGGACAUAUUGAGCCUAUCAGAGGAGGAAACAGUACAAGUUUUGCAGAGCCGCAAGAUCUGCCUUUUUGCCACCGCUGCUGGCAACGUCUCACUUGCCCGGCAAUCGUCGGUGCAGAGCGUGGAACAUCUAAGGAAGGCCAUGACAGCCUUGAAGACAAUGAGAGAGAUUUGCAAACGUAUUCAGGGCAAUGCAGUCACCGUACCUAAACUGGACGAUCCCGUCCUUCAUCAAAGUAUCUACCUCGAGUUUGAGAUUAACGUGAGAAUGGAGGCAUGGUCGGAGCUUGAACCUGUACUUGAAUAUGCGAAUUCUGUAGGAGCACCCGUUCAAAUUUUCGAACGGUUGGCAGGUAGGCAGCCCAAAUUGGUGCCCGCGUUAUCCUCCUGCGAGAGACUGCCUGUGACACUGUACAUAGAUAUCGUUACUCGACAGAAAUGUCCAAGCGCAGUUAUAUUUCUUACAAUCCAGGCUGCGUUAAAUGCAAUUUUGAAGCAUGAUCCAGGAUUUGACGUGAAGAGAUUCAGCCAAUGGUUUCGCGUUCUCGUUCGCACAUCGUUGGUAUCGAAUAAAACCGCAGCCAUGGGCCUGUACGACCAAGUUCUCGCAAUUCUGAAGUCAAGCUCACAAGAAAACCCAUAUCCUAAAGAAGAAGUAGAGUGGUUGAUGGUUGCAGCUUGGAAUAUCGGUUGCGAACACUGGAGCUUGAACGAACAAGCUAAUGCAAAAAAAUGGUGUGAAAUGGCCAUGACUUUGGCGGACUACGUCGAGACGUCUCCACUAACCAAAGAGAUGCGUGAAAGCUAUUCAGAUUUUCUUGCCUCCGAUUAA